Osmerus eperlanus (European smelt) is the source of this 3771-nucleotide messenger RNA. RefSeq names its product adrenomedullin 2a (gene adm2a). NCBI's taxonomy places the organism in Eukaryota, Metazoa, Chordata, Actinopteri, Osmeriformes, Osmeridae. The coding region runs from base 252 to 782 and encodes 176 amino acids. Gene Ontology annotation, biological process: adenylate cyclase-activating G protein-coupled receptor signaling pathway; regulation of systemic arterial blood pressure; positive regulation of heart rate. The record is from RefSeq and is a predicted model, not a curated record. Gene Ontology annotation, molecular function: hormone activity. Gene Ontology annotation, cellular component: extracellular region. The transcript is spliced from 3 exons.
AUGUCAUCUCGCGCACAGCUUCAGAGUUCAGACUGAGAACUAGAUCUUAACCAACACGUUUAGAGCCGUGGGAAAAUAUUCAAAUAACAUUCAGAAACUCGAUUACAAUUCUUCUUACAGGUCUUGCGAAUUUUGCUUGAACAUUAGUGUCUGCGAAAAGUCCUGAAAUAUUCUUUCUCUUGGGAUUUGAACUUCGUCCAGGUGGUUUGCUUGUCCCCUCCUUCCAAAGGGGUGUGAGAACUGGCCCCGCGAUGCGGUCGCUUCUCCCGCUCACUGUGUAUUGCAUCAGCCUGCUAUCGUUCCAGCUCCUCGCUCUCCCUGUGGACCAUCUAGAGAGGAACAGGUUGGACCUUCUCAAAAAGCUCCAUGCCCUGAGAGAGGAGGACCAGAUCUUCACCCCGGAGUUAGAUACCGACCCGGCCAGCCCUUCAGACUCCAGCCCUCCACCAGCCGUCCACGACUCCACAAGAUGGCUGCCAGGUUUCCUCAGAGACACACCAUCGUCCAGCGAUAUGAAAGAGGCCGUGCAAGUUCGGGCGUUGGCGUGGGCGCGUGGCGCCACAGGCUUGGAGACCCAGCGGAGGCCGUCAAGAGGUCGUCGUCACGCCCACCAAGGUUCAAAAGGGGGUCACCACCACCACGCCCAGCUGAUGCGAGUGGGGUGUGUCCUGGGAACCUGCCAGGUACAGAACCUUAGCCACCGGCUCUACCAGCUGAUUGGCCAGAGUGGGCGAGAAGACUCCUCCCCCAUUAACCCCCGGAGUCCACAUAGUUACGGAUGAGCUGCAGACAAAGUCUCUCCAAACACCCCAGCAAGUUCAUCUUUCUAGAUAUUUACAUUUUCCUUUCAGUAGUAUUUGCAUCACAGUUUGUUGUAGUCCAUACUUUGUCACCAACAAACUUGUUGCAGCUUCUUCUUUUUUUCAAACAACCAUUUCCAUGCCUUACUGCUCCUGUACUAAGACAUCACUAUGCCGUCUAACAAGGAGGAUUACAACCCACUAACAAGACUGAAACCCAACACAAACAGGACUCCUCUCACCAGCUUGGGAAACCAUGCCAAGUCUCCAGAACCUCUGAAGGACACUCCCUCCUGACUCGUCAAUAAGUUUAAUCCUGUUCAUGGAAGGAUAAAGACCUGUCCACUCAGGGCCGGCCUCUCGCUUCAACACCAGCAGACACUUGGCCCUGCACCUCCCCAGCAGCAGUUAGCCUCCUGCCCAUUGAUCAAACACUUAAGCCCCUAAUGUGGAUUUGAACCUGUGUCGGGAUCUGAUCCUUGUCAGAAGCGAUUUGUUACCCAAAGAUCUGACGAAACAACCAAAUGAACCCUUUUACCUCUUAUCCUUCUGACACCAACCCCCCACCCUCCCAUAUUAGGGACCAUAUUUGACACUGGACUGGCCACUGAUAUCCAGACCACCAGCUACCAUUAUAGACCACACAGCCACAAUCCUUCCCCUCACCCUCACCUGAACACACAAGGUUCAAGGGGUCUUUGUGUGAUUAUGAAUGAGUCAUUAUGGUGUCAUUUCAAUGAGGUGCUAGUCCAAACAUCAUGUAGCAGAGGCAGGUAGAUUAGUACUCGUCCCCCCCAACCACAGUCAAGCGGUCUUUAAAAUAUUAUCCCCCUUCACGUGAUUCAUAAGUUCUCCCUGUAAGCCAUGACUUUAGUUAGAGGGCAUUUUCACACACUCACUCAGGGCCUUGUUUGAUGUGACUUAUAAACACACUCUGCCUUGACCAGUCAAUAGGGGACCAAAAGCCAUCGUAAAUCUGGCCAACCCCAACCUAACCCUGCCACCGACAGCAUUCUGACUUUGGUGUAACAUAAUUCUGGAAAAUUUGGAUACCCCAAGUCCAUUGAAGGACAACUGGCUUACCAACAUUGUUAGUGUUGGUAUGCCCAUUGUUAGUGAUGUUUAGCGAGGUUCAUAAUGAGAGACUAUGGAGACCAAAAUGUAGGGGCAGGAGUGCCAGAUUUUAAAUUUGUUCGCUAAAUACCAUACAUGCCGUAAAAUUUGCCCCAAGAGAGCUGAAAUGGUGGGUGGACUCCAUCUCUAAGAAUAACAAAAACAAGCUGCAUUCAGUCAACGUCCCACAAUUUCGUCACAAACACGUUAUUUGACAGUCUCGAAAUAUAACUUACAAAAUGGCCAUGGCUGGAUCAACCCCUUUUAUGAUUUCAACGUUGUGUGGUCCAACAAAGACUCAAGUUGAAAGGAUUUCAAUAAUCCUUUACACUUCAAGUUUUUAUGAGCUUUCCAAACCUCUAACAUAUAAUCCUGAUUUACUGAAUGUGAUCUUUCAUAUUACAGUUAGAAUACAGGUCAAUACAUAAAGUCACUUUUAUAUUCCUCAUUAAAUGAUCACGUGUGCAUUUUUUAAGUCGUUUUGACAGCAAAAAUUUUGACAGCAAAAACCUGCCAUUGCUUGCCAAAAUCGAAUUCAAUUUGAGUGAUCGACAUCAAGCUGUCAUGUUUUUCUCUCCUCACCAGUCCGUCUUGUCUGGCUUUGUGCCUUUUGACUGAAUUAUUUUAAUCAAUACUGGUCAUUUUUACGACCAUUUCUUUUAAUUUAGUUUGAUUUCAACAUCUCAUUUAAUCUCUUUCUCUCUCUCUCUCUCUCUCUCUCUCUCUCUCUCUCUCUCUCUCUCUCUCUCUCUCUCUCUUUCUCUCUCUCUCUCUAAUGAUGAUGGUGACAGGAGGUCGCAGGUCAUAAUUCAGUCGUUUCUUGACCUGAAGGCUAAUCUGUUCAAAGACUUGCUGAGGCACACAUGCCAUUCUCUCUGCUGUAAUGGAGCUAAUCAAUGUCUCGUGACGGAUCAUUAAAAAGCUUUUCAAAUGCUGAGAACUUUGGGUGAAUCUCUCUACUUUCUACUCCAGUAUUGUCACACGCAUCACGUGUGUGAGGCCGCGCGCACGUGUUCCUGCUCAGCCCGACAUGAACAGUGUCUAUGAGGACCCAAUCUUCUGUGUUUGACCUUUGUUGUAGACGUUUCAAUUUGCUCAGAAAACACUGUUUGCCUUUGUGUGCUUUUGUGACGUGGUUAGGCGUAACGUUGCGUCAACGGGCAGAUCAGGAGCACUUUUAUGCAGCUUAGCGCUGUGUUUGUCUGGGUCAACUACGUAGGAUCUGCUGAGUGGUGGCAGUCUGGCCACUUCUACCUCCCCUCGUGUGUCCAGUAAACCCAUUCACACAGAAGUGUGUUCACGUGUGUGUGUAUGUGAGUGUGUAUGUUUGUAGGUAUUUGUGAGGUAGUCAUCCUUUUCAGGAUCAUCCAGUUUGCUGUCACUCACUCUUAAUUUGUGUUGUCCCUAUGAAACAUAAACAUGUCAUAUAUAGGUUAGGGUCACAGCAGAGCACUUUACAUGUUGUUAGUUCCUCGCAACUUGAAUUUUCAAUCUUUGUAAUAAAAUGUGUGCACGGAAGAUGAGAAUUGUAAUGUAUGUAUUGCAUUUGUUAAGGAUCUGUACAAAUGUAUUUUGUGAAGAUGUAGUGGAACACUCCAUGGGGGUGAGAGCAUGACAGUGACUAUUAUGAACACUUGUGUAUGUGUAUAUAUAUAUAUGUCUUAGUCAUACUAUUUAAAAAAAGUUACGUAUUUAAGUUAUCUUUGUAUGUUCAUAUCUGUGUGUCACCAAAGACUCUAUUUAUCUCGUAUUUUCCACACUUUUGUAAGGUGGCCCUAAUGGUGGAAAAGGUUAGUUAAAUGUUACUGUCAGAGUAUGUCCCUCAUUCUGUGAAAAAUAAAGAAUUCCACUGUAGUGA